AUGACUGCUGAUAAAUCUUUAUCUCCCGAUUUGGAACCACACGUAAUAGUGGCAGAUGAAGCUUUUCCCUUGAAGUCGUAUUUAAUGCGACCGUAUAGUAAGAAUGAUGUUCGCAAUAAUGAACCGAAUAAAAUAUACAACUACCGGCUAAGCCGUGCUAGACGUAUCGUUGAAAAUUCUUUCGCCAUUUUAAGAGCAAGAUGGCGCGUUUUCGCCAAACCUAUGGAAGUACAACCUGAUAUGGUGGACAAAAUUAUUUUAGCAACAUGUUGCUUACACAAUUAUUUAGGUAUUGAUACUUUGCCAUCUGACUGUCAAACACAAGAUGAUAAUGAGACGCCAUUGGGACCUACAGCUUUGGAGGACUUGGACACCUUACGCAGAAAUUCUACACAACAUGCUUUUUCUGUCCGAAAUAAAUUUAAGGAAUAUUUUAAUUCCAACGAAGGUGCAGUUCCGUGGCAAGUAGAUAUUGUAAGGAGAGGAAGACAAAAUACUUUAUAA
Parnassius apollo (apollo) is the source of this 504-nucleotide messenger RNA. The record is from the annotation of a GenBank genome assembly. NCBI's taxonomy places the organism in Eukaryota, Metazoa, Arthropoda, Insecta, Lepidoptera, Papilionidae.